AAGGUAGAAGAAAGUUGCUCUUUCAAUUGCUCAGGGCGAUAGGAGUAAGAUUGUUCACAAAUUCAACCUCCAUAGGAGAAAUCGAUCUGCAAUCUCACUGGGCAUGAAACCCUAAUCAAGCGAAGUCUUGAUCGCCAUCUUUGUCUGGGGGAUAACCUCUCGUUGACGCUCGUCUCUUAGGUCCAUCAGUAAGGUCGUGAAUUGAUCCCCCCUGGUUUCGCUAGGAUUCUGAAGAUCUGUUGGAAUAUCUGUUGGGUUUGAUAAUCUGAAAUGGAUGGCAACAAGGACGAUGCGUUAAAAUGCUUGAAAAUUGGGAGAGAGGCCUUAGAAAGCGGGGAUCGGGUUCGCGCUUUGAAAUUUGUCGCGAAAGCUCGCCGUCUUGACCCGACUUUGCCCGUUGGCGAUCUGUUGGCGACGAUAGAGAAAGAUACAGGUGACCAACCGCCGGCGGCGGCUGCCAAUGGACCAUCAGUGACGUCUUCAUCGAAACCCUCUGAUCAACCUUCUCUUCGACAAAGGGUUUCGACAGCAGGGUCUUCAUCUUCUACGUCAUCAGCUACAUAUACGGAGGAGCAAAUUACGAUUGUUAGAGAGAUUAUGAGGAAGAAGAAUUAUUAUGAAAUUUUGGGAUUGGAGAAGAGCUGUUCGGUCGAAGAUGUGCGAAAAGCGUACAGGAAACUGUCUUUGAAGGUUCAUCCUGAUAAGAACAAAGCUCCUGGUGCUGAUGAAGCGUUUAAGGUUGUGUCUAAAGCUUUCCAGUGUCUAAGUAAUGAAGAGAGUCGAAAGAAGUAUGAUCUCGUUGGAGAGGAUGAAUCCAUUUACGAAGGACGUGCUGCAAGGCAGACAACACGAGCAUAUAAUGGCCAUUAUGAAGCUGAUAUCGAUGCGGAGGAAAUAUUUAGGAAUUUCUUCUUUGGUGGAAUGGCUCCUGCAACACCUUUUGGUGGCUUUAGUUUUGGACCGGGGAUGGGUCCCAGACCGGCUGAACAUGGGUCUAGUGGCUUUAAUGUUCGCGCUUUAAUUCAGUUGCUUCCUGUUCUGCUUAUUCUGCUUUUGAACUUCUUGCCGUCUUCAGAUCCUGUCUAUUCACUUUCUCGACAGUAUCCAUAUGAACAUCGGUUUACUACACCAAAGGGUGUCAACUAUUAUGUUAAGUCGGCCAAAUUUGAUCAAGACUACCCACCAGAUAGCCAUGAGCGAACAACACUUGAAGAUAGGGUUGAGAGUGAUUAUCUCAAUAUUCUUAGAGAGAAUUGUCGGCUUGAGUGGCAUCGCCGCCAAUGGGGAUAUAUACGGGAAAUGCCACAUUGUGAAAUGCUUCGCAAGUUUGAACCGGUGAACUAAUGAGUGAAUUAAGGUUCUAUUUUUUAUCUCCUAGUCUGAGACAUAAAUUUGCCUAUUUGUGACGAUGAUAUAGAAAAUACAAUUAAGUUUUCAGUUUGAUAUCCGUGAAUCAGUUCAUAAUAAGUCACGGUGUAGAUUGCUAGUGCUCAAACUUUAUCGAACAUCUCCUAUGGUUCUUCCUUUCACAUAUUAAAAGCAGUCAUUACCAGUAAUAGAAUGUGUUGCCUUGCUUAUGUACUGAUACUAUUGACUAUUAAUGUUAUCAUUUUGUUAAGUGAUUUA
Messenger RNA from Prosopis cineraria, 1626 nucleotides. Its product is annotated as chaperone protein dnaJ 49-like. Gene Ontology annotation, cellular component: endoplasmic reticulum membrane. Gene Ontology annotation, biological process: cellular response to misfolded protein. Lineage: Eukaryota; Viridiplantae; Streptophyta; Magnoliopsida; Fabales; Fabaceae. Gene Ontology annotation, molecular function: Hsp70 protein binding. The record is from RefSeq and is a predicted model, not a curated record. The transcript is spliced from 2 exons. Bases 271 to 1344 code for a protein of 357 amino acids.